AAAGAAAAGAAAAGAAAAAACCCACCUUCUAAUUCCCAAUUGAAGAGAGAGGUAAAUCUGAGGAGAUUAUUUAGCUAUCGGUGCCUGCAUGCAACACACUCAAAGCUAAUUUCUAGUGAAUAUUGUUUUGAUGGCCAUACAAAGAUCCUUUUCAAAUAUCCCUUUUUCAUGCCUCAUUGGAAAUAUGAUGCUUUCCUAAGUUUUAGAGGUGAGACACUCGAAAGAACUUACAAGACCAUUUACAUGUGCUUGCAUCGAAAAGGAAUUAAUGUAUUUAGGGAUGACAAAGAACUUAAGAGAGGAAAAACAAUUUCACCUGAACUCUCUAAAGCGAUUGAGGAAUCGAGAAUUUUGAUUGUCGUUUAUCAAGAAACUAUGCUUCUUAACUUGGUGUUUGGAUGAGCUUGUUAAGAGUUCAAUGCAUGAAUACAAUGGAACAAAUUAUUAUCCCAAUUUUCUAUGAUGUGGAUCCAUCUAUGGUGAGGAAACAAACAGGAAGUUUUCAAGAAGCUUUUGUUAUAUUGAGAAGCUUUAGAGAAAAUAUUGAAAAGGUGAAAAAAUGGAGGGCUGCUUUGAUAGAGGUGGCUAAUCUCUGUGGAUGGCAUUUAAAUGAUAGGCACGAGUCAGAAUUUAUUCAGGAUAUUGUCAAGGACAUAUCAAGUAAACUAAGUCCUACAAAGUUUUGGACCAUUGAGGACCUAGUAGGUAUUAAUUCACGUCUGGAAAAAUUGCGGGUGCUUAUCGGUGCAAGGUCAGAUGAUGUUCGCAUGUUAGGAAUCUGUGGAAUGGGAGGUAUAGGCAAAACAACCAUUGCAAGAGUUGUUUAUGAUUUUAUUUCUUGUGAAUUCGAAGGUAGCUGCUUUCUUGAAAAUGUAAGAGAAAAUUCAGAAAAAAAAGGCCUCAUCGCUUUACAAAUACAACUUCUUUCCCAAGUUCUAAUGGAAACAGAUAUUAAUAUCUCUAAUAUCUAUGAUGGGAUCAACAUGAUAAGAAGUAGGCUACGACAUAAAAGGAUUCUUGUUGUUAUUGAUGAUGUGGUUUAUGUAAACCAAUUAGAUAAUUUAGUGGGAAAACAUGAUUGGUUUGGUUCAGGGAGUAGAAUCCUAAUAACGACAAGAGAUGAGCAUUUGCUAAGAACACAUAGAGUGGACAAAGUGUACAAAGCUGAGGUACUAGAUGAUGAUGAAGCUCUUCAACUUUUUAGUUUGAAAGCAUUUGAUGAUCAACCAUCAAAAGAAUAUGUAGAGCUUUCUAAAUGUGUUGUAAAGUAUGCUGGUGGUCUUCCAUUAGCUCUCAAGGUUCUGGGUUCCUUUUUGUUUGGCAGAAGUGUAGAGGAAUGGACAAGUGCACUUAACAGGCUAGACAGAGAUUCUGAAGAAGAAAUUCUAAAUGUACUUCAAAUAAGUUUUAAUGGAUUAAAAGAGAAGGAGAAGAAAAUAUUUCUUGAUAUUGCAUGUUUCUUUAAAGGGGAUGAUAGAGAUUAUGUGAAAAGAAUUUUGGACGGUUGUGAUUUUAAUGCAACUAUUGGAAUAAGUGUUCUUGUUAAUAAAUAUCUCAUAACUAUUUUGGAUGAUAAAAAGUUGUGGAUGCAUGAUUUGUUACAAGAAAUGGGACAUCAGAUUGUCAAGAAACAGUCUCUUGAAGAGCCUGGAAAAUGCAGUAGAUUGUGGAAAGAAGCAGAUGUUCAUCAUGUGCUAACAAAAAAUACGGGGACUGAAGUUGUUGAAGGCAUAAUACUUGAGGAAGAGCUGCCUGUGAAGGCAAAUGCUAAAGCCUUUUCGAAGAUGAUUAAUCUAAGAUUGCUUAAAAUCCGCAAUGUCCAACUUUCCGAAUCUCUUGAAUACCUUUCUAAUGAGUUGCGUUUAUUAAAAUGGUAUGGAUAUCCUUUAAAAUCGUUACCAUCAAGUUUGCAACUGGAUAAAACUGUUGAACUCGAAAUGUGUUGUAGUCGCAUUGAACAACUGUGGAAGGAAUCCAAACAUUUAAACAAGCUGAAAAUUGUCAUUCUGAGUGACUCCCUGAACCUGAAAAAGACACCAGAUUUCACAUGGGUACCAAAUCUUGAAGAGCUGAUUCUUGAAGGAUGUUCAAGGUUGUGUGAGAUUCACCCAUCUUUGCUAGUUCACAAAAAUCUUAUUUUAUUGAAUCUCAAAGAUUGUACAAGUCUUAGGACUCUUCCAAAAAGUAUUCAUAUGGAAUCUCUCCAAGAACUUGUUCUUUCAGGUUGCUCGAAACUGAAAGAGUUUCCGGAGAUUGUGGGAAGUAUGAGGUGUUUGUCGCAACUCCUUUUAAAUGGAACCGCUGUAAAAGAAUUGCCAUUAUCAAUUGAACUUCUUACAGGACUUGUUUUGUUGAAUUUGAAGGAUUGCAAAAAUCUGGUGAGUCUUCCAAUUAAUAUGAGUGGUUUGAAAACUCUCAAAACUCUGAAUCUCUCAGGAUGCUCCAAACUUGAAAAUGUGCCAGAGAAUUUGGGACAAGUAGAAAGUUUGGAAAAGCUUGAUUUAAGCGAAACUGCUUUAAGACAACCGGUGUCAUCCAUUUUUGUCAUGAAGAAUCUUAAAGAAUUAUCUUUUCGUGGAUGCAAAGGACCACCAUCAAACUCAUGGUGUUCUAACUUUCCCUUCAGUUUGAUGUCAAGAAGAAUCUCAGAUCCAAUGGUCUUAAUGUUGCCAUCUUUGUCAGGUUCGUGUUCUUUAACAAAAUUGGAUCUCAGUGACUGCAAUCUUCAGGAAGGAGCUAUUCCAAGUGAUUUUUUCGGCAGUUUAUCUUCAUUAUGGUCGCUAAAUUUAAGCAGGAACAAUUUUGUUUCACCACCUGGAAGAAUUGAUGGUCUUUCUGAGCUCCGAGUACUUAUCUUGGAGGGUUGCAAGAGGCUUAAAUCUUUGCCAGAACUUCCUUCUAAUAUCGGUUUAGUUAGAAUAGAUAAUUGUGAUUCAUUAGAAAUGGUUUCUAAUUCAUCAAUAAUAUGCAAUUCGGCGAGGCCAGACGUGGUUUCUUGUAUAAACUGCUUAAAAUUGUUCAGCUGCAAUGAUAUAGCUAUUUCAAUGCUGAAAGGAUACAUGAAGGAACUAUUGAAACGAAGAACUGGAUUUAAUUUUGUUUUUCCUGGAAAUGAGAUCCCAGGGUGGUUCAGUCAUCAAAGUCAAGGGGAUUCAAUAAGAAUAGAAAGGCUUUCACAAUUGUCUACUAAUAGUAAAGUGGUUGGAUAUGUUGUGUGUUCUCAUUUUGUUGUUCAUGAGCAUCCACCUGUCCUCUACAAAUAUGAUGAUUAUGGCACCCAUAGUCUUCACUGCCAUGUCUCAGCUGAUCGAAAAUUUCCUGCUAUGACUCACCACAUCAUCUUCGAUGAGAAAUUUGGGCAGGCUUUGUCAGAUCAUCUUUGGUUUUUUUAUUUGCAUCCUAGCAAUUACUAUGAACAUUUGAAGAAUGACUUUAAUUACAUUGAAUUUUUCUUUGCAUCCCAGCAAGGACCAGGAGUGGAGCUAAAAAGAUGUGGGGUUCGUCCAGUAUAUGAGGAAGAUGUGGAAGAAUUUGACCAAAUAAUGAAUCAACAUUGCAGUAGUUCUACCUUCUGCAAUUUGGAUGAAUUCCAUCAAGAUUUCGUUGGUUCAAAGAUGGAUGUUGCGAUGACUAAGCGAAGCCUAAUUGAGUAUGAUAAGGCUGAGUCUAGUGGAAGUGGCUGCAGUGAGGAUGAGGAAUCAGAACCUAAAAGAUGUAGAAGGCUUUAAUUCCUCUAUUUGCAUCUCAGUUUCUAUCAUUUUAAUUAUUCUCUCAGUUUUUGUCUUAACUUAUUUGUUGUAGUUAAGAGUUUGUGUUAUCUUUUAGCAUGUUUGAUUGAUUGAUUGAGGACAUUUUUUAGGCAUGUUGUUGAAACAGUGACAUUUUGCUGGAAAUGUAACUGAAAUUCAGUUUAUCUUGAAAAACCUUUUGGCGCCAAAAGAGCUCUCUAUUUUGCCUUGCAUUCUACCGUGUAAGAGCUGCUGAAGUUGAUAUGUUUUGGUGAUAAGUUUAGGUGCUCUCAGCUGUGAUUA
Molecule: messenger RNA, 4031 nt
Organism: Pistacia vera
Lineage: Eukaryota; Viridiplantae; Streptophyta; Magnoliopsida; Sapindales; Anacardiaceae
Product: TMV resistance protein N-like
Exons: 6
Coding region: 399-3728 (1109 amino acids)
Biological process (GO): defense response; signal transduction
Molecular function (GO): ADP binding; protein binding
Source: RefSeq, a predicted model, not a curated record